AUGUCGUCCUGGGCUUCCGCUUCCUCCUCCCAGGCGCAAGCCAGCUUUACUCCCGCCCUCUCCGACAACGAAGACGAGCUCGACAUCCAGCCCGAGGAACACGUCGUCGCGCUCCACGACUUCAACUCCAACAAUGCCACCUGCCUCUCCUUCCAGGCCGGCCAGGUCAUCAGGGUCUACAAUCGCGACCCCUCCGGCUGGUGGGACGGCGAACUCGACGGUCAGCGCGGCUGGUUCCCCAGCAACUACGUAGACCAGGAGGCCGUCUACGUAUCCGACGACGGUCACGCCAACAGCUAUUCCUACGAACAUCCCGACCUCCUUCGUCCUGCCUCCAUCAGCCGAGCUUCGUCCCACCACCACCCGCCAUCCGCUCCCGCAGACACAGCCCACCACCAGCGCUACUUUUCCGCAAACUCCUCCCGCUCCUCCACCCCGACCUCCACCCCCUUGGUCGAUCGCGGAGAUGCCGGCGUCCUCGAUCCCAUCUUGCACGCCAUCUCGCUCCUCCGCAAUGCCGUGCGUGCCAACCGUGUGGCACACUUCCAGCCCUCCACCGCCUGCGUCAUCUCCUCGGUCCGCUCCGUCCUCUCCGCCACCGACUGCCUCACUCGCGAGUCGCCCGUGCUCAAGGCAAAUCCCCAGCUCGCCCGCGAGCGCAAGGCCAUCCUCUCCGAGCUCAGCAAGCUCGUCGCACAGGCACGCACCGCUUCCGCUCCCAUGGUCGACGAGACCCAGCGUCCCCAAGAGAUGGACUCCAUGCUCCAACUCGCUGACCACGUGCUCGCCAACGUGCGCGACUUUCUCACCGUCGCCCUCGAAUCCGGCGUGCCCGUGCCCGAUCGCCGCUCUUCCGUCUACGACGACCUCUACACCUCCCGCUCCGCCGCCGCCGCCGCCGCACCGCCUGCCGACCCUCGCGCUCGCUCCGCAAACGCCCCACACGAGCUCGACAAGACUCCCACUCCGCAGUAUCCUCACGCGCGCGCCUCCGCUUCUGCCCCCGGCUACCCAUCGCGACAGGAAUACGCCGCAACCUACGACACGGCCACAGGCUACACCGACACGCGCCGCAGCUAUCUCCAGCAUCGCCACCCCUCCGACGGCUCGCUCGAAUCGUCAGAGGAAGGCGCCCAUGCCAUCGCACAAGCUCGAUCCAUCACACAGCGACAGCUCAACGGACGCGCCGAAACCGUCGCCGCCGCCGUCGCCAACCAUCUCGGCAUGGCGCGCUCUCGCUCCGACUCGAGCUCCGAAUCGCCCGACUCCACCUCCGGUCACGACACCGCCUCCCACCACGGCUCGGCCGGCUCCGCCGACGACGACGAGCCUCCCAGCCCCAUCGAGCGCACUCCCCACGAGGUCAUGCAGCGUCUCAGCAUCACCAACGACCAGCUCCUCUCCAUCAUCGCCGCCUUCAUCGGCCACGUACACACCCACACCUCCGAGAGCCACGCUUCCAGCUACGCUCAUCUCAUCGACAUGACGCGCGAGGCCGUCGUCGGCGUGCGCAACCUCUUACUCGUGGUCGAGGCCGUCAACAACAACGUCGUCCUCCAGCAACUGCGUCCGCGCCAGACCUCCAUCCUCUGGGAGACGCGCGAGAAUCUCUACGAGGCCACCACUCAGCUCGUCACCGCCGCGCGCAUCGUCACCUCGGCUCCCUCGGCCUCCAUCACGGCUGGAUCGGCUGCCGAAGCCGAGGACAAGUCGCGCCUUCUCCAGGCUGCCACCAGCGUGCUCAGGACCGGCGGAGAGUGCGUCGGUGCCGUGCGUCUCUGCAUCGACCGCCUCGAGCCCGGCUUCACCAUCUCGCUUCCCGAGCCAUCUCGCUCGCGACACCCGCGCGCUUCGUCGCAAUCGCGCGCCUCGGCCGAGCCCGAGUCCAACGGCCACUCGGGCGAGCAUGGCGAUGCGCGCACAGACGAUGCGGAUGCAGACGCCGCUCGCGAGACCCGCCGAAAGAACACGCUCUCUUUCCUCGGACGCAAGGCAACCAGCCUGUCGUCGCUCAAACAAAAGUACGAGCGCGGCGAGCACUCGACCGACUUUGAGGACAUCGACGAGGACGAGCACAGCGGCGAAGAAUCGGAAGCGUCCAAGCCCGGCGGCCGCACCGCGCACGCCAUGUCCAGCCGCUCCUCCUCGCUCAUGGGUGCCGCCCCUUCCUCGGGCGACCGCAGUUCGCACCCCGCUCAAGCUCGCACGUCUGUCCCUGGCAGCAGCGCAUCGGGAGCGGGCUCGUCGGUCGAAAUGCUGUCGGAGGACGCGGCUCGAACGUCGCGAUCCACGAUCCAGUCGAUCCGAUCCGAAUGCACUGGCGAAACCUCGGCUCGUCCUUCGCUCGAGGCGCAGCUAGCUACAGGCACCGUGCCGGAUGCGCACACCACCGCGCAGACCGCAGCCAAGCAGCUCGCCGGCGGCGCGGUGGAUCGACAGUCGAUGUACAGGGAGCACCGGGGUCCCACCAGCUCGCUCGAGGCUCGCUACAUGGCGCCCGACUACGAUCCGUCGGACGUCGUGUGUAACUCGGAAGGGCAGGUGACCGGAGCCACGCUCAGGGCGCUCGUCGAGAAGAUGACGCCGCACGACACCAUGGUGGAAGCGACGUUCUCGAGCUCGUUCUUCCUGUGCUUCAGGAUGUUCUCGUCGCCGCAGGAGCUGCUGGAUGCGCUCGUGGCGCGCUUCGAGAUGCGUCCGCCCGCCGACGUGCCGAUGAGCGAGGCGGACGUGGCGCGCUGGAACGACAAGAAGCUGGUGCCCGUGCGAUUGCGCGUGCUCAACCUCAUCAAGAACUGGCUCGAGAAUCACUGGAAUCCCGUCACGGACCGCGUGAUCCUGCAGCAGCUGAUUCCGUUUGCGGAGCGAUGCACCAGCGCUAGCGGUGUGGGCGGACCCGCGCACCGCGUCGCCGAGCUGGCGCGCAAGCGACUCGACGGCGCCACGCAGAAGACCACGGUGCUCGUGGGCAACACGCGCGGGCCGGGAAGCCUGCAGCGCGUCAUCUCGUCGGAGCGCAUGAAGGGCGGGCUGGGACUCGCCAUGACGGAUGCUUCGCAGAUGUACGCGCCCUCGGCGUUUGCCAAGGGCGGCGCGCUCCCGCCGACGUCGGUGGUGUCCAAGACGCUACUGGCGAAUCUGCGUCAGGAGAACUUUGACAAGAUCAGCGUGCUCGACUUUGAUCCGCUCGAGCUGGCGCGACAGCUGACCAUCCUGGACAGCAAGCUGUACUGCGCGAUCCAGCCGGAAGAGCUGCUGGGAUCCAAGUACACCAAGGAGACCAAGGCGGCGGGGAUGGGUGCGGAUGUGCACGUGAAGAGCAUGUCGUCCAUGUCGACGCGCAUCACGGGGUGGAUCAGCGAGUGCAUCCUGGGCGAGGCGGACGCGCGCAAGCGCACACAGCUGCUCAAGUUCUUCAUCAAGCUGGGCGACCGAUGCGAGCAGCUCAACAACUUCCACACGCUCAUGGCGAUCCAGUGUGCGCUCAACUCUUCGACCAUCGCGCGGCUGAAGAAGACCUGGGAUGGACUGUCGACCAAGUACCGCGGCAUGAUGGAUCAGCAGCGACGCGCGGUGGAGCACACGCGCAACUAUGCGGCGUACCGUGCGCGGCUGCGCAACACGAUGCCGCCUGCGAUUCCGUUCCUGGGGCUCUUCCUGACGGACCUGACGUUCUGCCACGAGGGCAAUGCGGCGACGCGACCGUGCCCGUCGAACGCGGACAAGAAGCUGCUGAACUUCGACAAGUACGUCAAGAUAAGCCGCAUCGUGGGCGAGGUGCAGCGCUUCCAGGUGCCGUACAAUCUGGUCGAGGUAAAAGAGAUGCAAAAGUUCCUGCAGCGCGCGCUCGACGAUGUGCAGGGCGCACAGGGCGGGCGUGGCGCCGACGACCUCUACCGACGCAGUCUGCUGCUCGAGCCGCGAGCCGCCACCAAGCGCGGCGGCGCCGCAGCCGCAGCGGGAUCGACGGCGUCGUUGAGCGGGAGCGUAGCCAUGCGCCAGAGCAGCAACGGCGCCCCAACGGAUAACGGCAAGCUGGCCGGACUGGAUAUCUUUAACUGGCGCACCGACAAGACCUAG
This is a messenger RNA of Moesziomyces antarcticus, 4080 nucleotides long. RefSeq names its product Ras GEF. Gene Ontology annotation, biological process: positive regulation of GTPase activity; Ras protein signal transduction. The record is from RefSeq and is a predicted model, not a curated record. Bases 1 to 4080 code for a protein of 1359 amino acids. Gene Ontology annotation, cellular component: plasma membrane. Lineage: Eukaryota; Fungi; Basidiomycota; Ustilaginomycetes; Ustilaginales; Ustilaginaceae. The transcript has a single exon. Gene Ontology annotation, molecular function: guanyl-nucleotide exchange factor activity; protein binding.